UUUCUUCUUUUACACAUGGACAUGGGGCUGGGCUUUACAGGAGGUUCUACAUGGUCACCAGAGCUUAGCAGUUAUGAUCAACAUCUUACUGUGGAACUGGGAGACAGAUAUGAGAUACGCAGCAUUGCUACACGAGGUCGUGCUCAUACUAAUGAAUAUAUAACAGAGUAUAUUGUCCAAUAUUCUGAUGAUGGACAAGCCUGGGCCAGUUAUGAAAGUCAAGAUGGUGUAGAUGAGAUGUUUAAAGGUAAUAUAGAUGGUGAUACUAUAAAACUUAACAAAUUUGAAGUACCAAUUAUUGCACAAUGGAUUAGAAUAAAUCCUACUCGAUGGCGGGAUAGAAUAUCAUUAAGAUUAGAAUUAUAUGGGUGCGACUAUGUAUCAGACAUCCUUUCCUUCAAUGGUUCAUCCCUGUUACGAUAUGAUUUAUUAAGGGAACCAAUAGAAACUGACAGACAUUUUAUACGUUUUCGAUUUAAAACAAAUAAUGCGGAUGGUAUUUUAAUGUAUUCUCGUGGGACACAGGGAGAUUAUGUAGCUUUACAAUUAAAAGAUAAUAGAAUGAUAUUAAAUAUAGAUCUGGGAUCUGGUAUUAUGACAAGUCUAUCUGUUGGAAGUCUUCUUGAUGAUAAUAUGUGGCAUGAUGUUUUGAUAUCACGUAAUAGGAAAAAUAUUUCAUUCUCUGUAGAUAGAGUAUUAAUUAAAGGAAGAAUAAAAGGAGAGUUUCAUAGACUGGAUUUAAAUAGAGCACUUUAUAUAGGUGGUGUACCUAAUAAACAGGAUGGAUUAGUAGUUAAUCAAAAUUUUACUGGAUGUAUAGAAAAUUUUUAUCUUAAUGCAACUAGUAUUAUUCAUGAUUUAAAGGAAACAGAAAUUACUGGUGAAAAUCUUAGAUAUUAUAAAGUGAAUACACUUUAUAACUGUCCUGAACCUCCCAUAAUACCUGUUACAUUUUUAACUCAUGGUUCAUAUGCUAGACUUAAAGGAUACGAAGGAGUAUCUUCUUUGAAUGUUUCUCUUACUUUUCGAACAUACGAAGAUAAGGGUAUUAUUUUAUAUCAUCAAUUUACUUCUCCGGGUCACGUGAAGCUAUUUUUAGAAGAUGGUAAAUUGAAAAUUGAUAUUCAAACGAAAGGAAACCCUCAAGUAAUUUUAGACAAUUUUGAUGAAAAAUUUAAUGAUGGCAAAUGGCAUCAAGUUAUUCUAACAAUUUCGAAAAACAAUCUUAUCCUAAAUGUUGAUGGAACACCCAUGCGAACCAGACGUAUAUUAGAUAUGGUUACGGGUCCUAUUUAUAUGAUUGGUGGUAUGAUAGGAAUAGAAAGCAACCGCGGUUUCGUUGGUUGCAUGCGUAUGAUUAGUAUCGAUGGUAAUUACAAAUUACCAACUGAUUGGAAAGAAGAGGAAUACUGUUGCAAGAACGAAAUUGUUUUCGAUGCUUGUCAGAUGAUGGACCGUUGCAAUCCGAAUCCGUGCAAACAUUUUGGCGUAUGUCGACAAAAUUCUGAUGAAUUCUUCUGUGAUUGUGCCAAUACAGGAUAUACAGGAGCAGUUUGUCAUACUUCUUUAAAUCCCCUUUCAUGCGAGGCAUAUAAAAAUAUAAACUCAGUUAAUCAACGAGCAGAUAUUAAAAUAGAUGUGGAUGGAAGCGGUCCUUUGAAACCUUUUCCAGUUGUUUGUGAAUUUUAUACAGAUGGACGUGUAAGAACGAUUUUGCGACAUAAUAAUGAACGCAUGACACCUGUGAAUGGAUUUCAAGAACCAGGUAGUUUCGUUCAAGAUAUUAUUUACGAUGCGGACAUGGAUCAAAUUGAAGCUCUUUUAAAUCGAUCUACUAAUUGUAGGCAGAGAAUUAGUUAUGAAUGUGUACAUUCUAAGUUGUUUAAUUCACCAGUAUCACAAGGAGAUUAUUUCAGACCAAAUUCAUGGUGGGUCAGUAGAAAUAAUCAAAAAAUGGAUUAUUGGGGAGGAGCUUUGCCAGGUUCGCGUAAAUGCGAAUGUGGUAUACUCGGAAAUUGUGCAGAUCCUACUAAAUGGUGUAAUUGUGACUCUGAUUUGGAUGGUUUAUUUGAAGAUAGCGGAGAUAUUACAGAGAAGGAAUAUCUUCCAGUUAAACAAUUGCGAUUUGGUGAUACUGGUACACCAGUUGAUGAUAAAGAAGGACGUUAUACACUUGGACCACUUAUUUGUGAAGGAGAUGAUUUGUUCAAAAAUGUAGUAACAUUCCGCAUUGUUGAUGCUACCAUAAAUUUACCAACUUUCGAUAUUGGUCAUAGCGGUGAUUAUUUCGAAUUUAAAACGACCAUUGAAAAUGCUGUUAUAAUUCAUAGCAAGGGACCCACAGAUUACAUAAAAAUCUCUAUAAAUAGUGGAAAUCAGAUUCAGUUCCAGUAUCUAGCGGGUAGUGGUCCACUUACUGUCAGUGUACAAACCUCAUAUAGAUUAGCUGAUAAUCGAUGGCAUUCUGUAUCGGUCGAAAGAAAUCGUAAAGAGGCUAGAAUUGUAGUGGAUGGAGCAUUAAAAAAUGAAGUAAGAGAACCUCCGGGACCAGUACGAGCGCUUCAUCUUACAUCAGAAUUUGUAGUUGGUGCCACGACAGAUUAUAGAGAUGGUUACGUAGGAUGUAUUAGAGCGCUUCUUUUGAAUGGACAGUUGCAAGAUUUAAGAAGUUAUACCCAUCAAAAUUUAUAUGGAAUUUCUGAAGGUUGCACAGGUAAAUGUGAGAGUAACCCUUGUCUUAACAAUGGCACAUGUCAUGAAAGAUAUGAUGGAUAUUCUUGCGAUUGUCGAUGGACUGCAUUUAAAGGUCCAAUAUGUGCAGAUGAAAUUGGUGUUAAUAUGCGUCCAAGUUCGAUAAUAAAGUAUGAUUUUAUGGGUAGCUGGCGAUCUACAAUUUCUGAAAAAAUCCGAGUUGGUUUUACAACGACGAAUCCUAAAGGUUUUCUACUUGGUCUUUUUUCAAAUAUUUCUGGAGAAUAUAUGACAAUUAUGGUUUCGAACAGUGGUCAUUUACGCGUAGUUUUCGAUUUUGGUUUCGAACGGCAAGAAGUAAUUUUUCCUAAUAAGCAUUUCGGUUUGGGACAGUAUCAUGAUGUUAGAGUGGGCAGAAAAAAUUCAGGAGCGAUACUUGUAUUACAAGUCGAUAAUUACGAACCAAAAGAGUUUUCUUUUAACAUUAAAACUUCAGCUGACGCACAAUUUAAUAAUAUUCAAUAUAUGUAUAUUGGAAGAAACGAAUCCAUGACUGAAGGUUUUGCUGGUUGCAUAUCUAGAGUAGAAUUUGACGAUAUUUACCCAUUAAAGUUAUUAUUCCAAGAAGAUGGACCUGGAAAUGUUCGCUCUUUUGGCACUCCUCUUACAGAAGAUUUCUGUGGUGUGGAACCGAUUACACAUCCACCUGAUAUUAUAGAAACUCGUCCACCACCUCAAGUAGAUGAAGAAAAAGUUCGAGCUGCUUACAACGAAACAGACACCGCAAUUUUAGGAAGUGUAUUAGCUGUCAUUAUUAUAGCUUUAAUUAUAAUGGCUGUACUUAUAGGAAGAUACAUGUCGAGACAUAAAGGUGAAUAUUUAACGCAAGAAGAUAAGGGUGCUGAAAUAGCAUUGGACCCAGAUUCAGCAGUAGUUCAUUCUGCCACUGGACAUCAAGUUCAAAAAAAGAAGAAUGGUUUAUUUAAAUAUAAAGUUGAAUUGUGCUAGAAUACAUAGUAAAUUAUGCUUAUAAGUGCACUUUGAAGUGUCAUAAGGAAAGAUUUUAUAGAAAGAAUAAAAAGAAACAUCUCUCUACUGUUUCGAUUUAA
Molecule: messenger RNA, 3800 nt
Organism: Apis florea (little honeybee)
Lineage: Eukaryota; Metazoa; Arthropoda; Insecta; Hymenoptera; Apidae
Gene: Nrx-IV
Product: neurexin-4
Source: RefSeq, a predicted model, not a curated record